This is a messenger RNA of Heterobasidion irregulare TC 32-1, 555 nucleotides long. RefSeq lists its product as uncharacterized. The record is from RefSeq and is a predicted model, not a curated record. Bases 1 to 555 code for a protein of 184 amino acids. The transcript is spliced from 6 exons. Lineage: Eukaryota; Fungi; Basidiomycota; Agaricomycetes; Russulales; Bondarzewiaceae.
AUGCAAGACCCCGCGCGCGAGAUUGACUCGGUCGUCCACCAGCUCACAGCCGCCGCCUCUCCCGACCUCCAGAAGCGUGCUAUCCACCGGUUCUUCGCACCCGACGCGUCUUUUCGCCACCCGCUCGCGCACGUCCCCCCUGCGCCCAACUCGCGCGAGUCCAUCCUAUCGAUAUACCAGUGGUACCGCAUCCUCUCUCCGCAUAUCGAGCUCGCCGUCUCCGACAUCGCAUACAUCCCCGAGCAAAACACCAUCUACCUUACCGUAACGCAGAAAUUCCAUGUCCGCUUCGUCCCCUUCCCGCCCGCCCCCGUUCGCCUCCUCGUUCGCAUCACCCUCCGCCCUGUAUCUACGGACUCUGAAUCCCCCAUUCUAUACCACAUCGCGUCCCAAGAGGACUUUUACCACACCGACGCUCUCGCGGCUAUCGCAUUCCCCCCGCUCGCCAUCCCCGCCCGCAUGCUCCUCCGCCUCAGCGCCGCCGCGUGCGCCGUCCUCGCGCGCGGUGCCCAGGUCGUGUUCGGCACGUGGCAACCGCGCGCUGUCGAGGAGUAG